Musa acuminata AAA Group (dessert banana) is the source of this 1355-nucleotide messenger RNA. Its product is annotated as proline-rich receptor-like protein kinase PERK4. Gene Ontology annotation, molecular function: ATP binding; protein kinase activity. The transcript has 7 exons. Bases 116 to 1330 code for a protein of 404 amino acids. Lineage: Eukaryota; Viridiplantae; Streptophyta; Magnoliopsida; Zingiberales; Musaceae. The record is from RefSeq and is a predicted model, not a curated record. Gene Ontology annotation, biological process: protein phosphorylation.
CUAUUACGGCGGUGGACCGCCCCAAAAGUGGCACAACGAAGACCAUGACGUGAAGGUGCCACCACCUCCGGGACCCUUGCACGGAGGAGGGUGGCAUGCUCACCAUCCUCCGCCCAUGAUGAACAGCGAAGACGCAACCUCAGCCUACUCAGCGCCUCAUGGUCCUCCACUGCCACCCCCCUCCCCUGUCAUCGCCCUCGCCUUCAACAAGAGCACCUUCUGCUACGAAGAGCUCGCGACUGCGACCAACGGGUUCUCGCAUGCUAACCUGUUGGGGCAGGGAGGAUUUGGGUACGUGCACAAAGGAGUUCUCCCCAAUGGGAAGGAGAUCGCAGUAAAGCAACUCAAGUCGGGGAGCGGACAGGGAGAGCGGGAGUUCCAGGCUGAGGUCGACAUCAUUAGCCGCGUUCACCAUCGCCACCUCGUGUCCCUCGUCGGAUACUGCAUCUCUGGUUCACAGAGAAUGCUGGUGUACGAGUUCGUCCCCAACAAGACGCUCGAGUACCACCUCCAUGGAAAAGGACUCUCGGCGAUGGAUUGGUCGACCAGACUCAAAAUUGCGUUAGGAUCAGCCAGAGGACUCGCUUACCUGCAUGAGGACUGUCACCCUCGAAUCAUUCACCGUGACAUCAAGUCUGCCAACAUCCUCCUGGAUUUAAAAUUCGAAGCCAUGGUGGCAGAUUUCGGGUUGGCCAAACUGUCGUCCGACAACCACACUCAUGUUUCCACACGUGUUAUGGGAACGUUCGGGUAUUUGGCUCCUGAGUACGCAUCGAGCGGGAAGCUGACAGAGAAAUCUGAUGUCUUUUCCUAUGGAGUGAUGCUUCUGGAGCUGAUAACAGGACGACGACCGGUCGAUACACACACAUUCAUGGAAGAUAGCUUGGUGGACUGGGCAAGGCCUGUGUUGUCGCGUGCUUUGGCUGACGGAGACUACGAUGAGAUAGCUGAUCCACGCUUAGACGGCAACUACGAUCCCAUGGAGAUGGCACGCAUGGUGGCUUGUGCCGCUGCCAGCGUUCGCCACUCUGCGAGAAGACGACCGAAGAUGAGCCAGAUUGUGAGAGCAUUGGAAGGCGACGUAUCGCUGGAAGACUUGAACGAGGGGAUGAGGCCCGGGCAGAGCAUGCUCUUCGGCUCAGGCUCCGACUAUGAAUCGAACUCGUACACCUCCAGCAUGAACCGUCUCAGAAAGGUUAUGAUCGCAAGCCCUGAAUACAGUGAUGGGUACGACGGACCGAUCACAGAAUUCGAGCAUUGCCAUUCUGCAUCCAGCAGCGGAGGAUUCUCCGGCGACUUGAAUCCUAUCGGAAAACAAAGGCAUUUUUGAGGAGGCCAACACGAGGCCCAGCUAC